AUGCGCACUUCCUCUCGCCCUUGGUGUCGCCCAGUCUUCACGCAGCUGCGGCGUCGAGGCCUGGAAAAGCAUUUCCAAGCAACCAAGUACGUCACCAAACGAGGGCGACUUCAGAUCGGCGCAAUGUUGGGUUUGUCCGAAACACGGGUGAAAGUUUGGUGUCAAAACACGGCCGAGUUGUUCGAAGCUGGGUUAAGUUAACCCAGGGUUAGUGCGAGAUUUGAAUUCAGAUUUGAAAGCUUUAAAACCAUUUCAGUUUUAAUUCCUUCUGUCCACAAGUUGAUGAUUGGAAGCUCUAAAAAUAACAGAGAAAAUUAUCAGAGAAAAUGCUUUUGAACACAAGAAAAAGAAACCAGGGUUAAAUUUAACUCCAGGUUAAGCGCUAAUCGGCCUUCGAACAACUGGGCCCAGAAGGACAAAGUGGAGACAUGAGGCAGCGAAGAAGGAGAAAAAACAAAAAGAACAAACCUCAACAGAAACAAUGAACAAUUGUGUACAAAAAGAAGAAGUAAAAAAUGAGAAAGAAAAGGAACACGGAUUUAAAAAAGGCAGAGAACAGUCCAUAACUGAUCAAAUCAGCAACAAAAAAUAA
This is a messenger RNA of Porites evermanni, 592 nucleotides long. The record is from the annotation of a GenBank genome assembly. Lineage: Eukaryota; Metazoa; Cnidaria; Anthozoa; Scleractinia; Poritidae.